GACUUCCGGAGACGCCAUAUUCUAUAAUCUAUAUUAUAUAUUGUCUCAUAACCCAAGCUUCACUAGUUUCUCUGUGUGUGUGUGUGUCCAUGGAAGCUCCACCGUGCUUGAAGAAGCAUGUGGUGGCCGUGCCUUUCCCCACCAGAGGCCACGUGAACCCCAUGAUGAACCUCUGCAAAUUUCUCGCUUCAAGAACUUCCGAUGUUAUCAUCACAUUCGUCGUCACUGAAGAGUGGCUCAGCUACAUCGAAUCUUACCCAAAGCCGCAUACUAUUCGCUACGCCACCAUCCCCAACGUCAUCCCCCUGGAGAGCCAGAUACUUGACGAUAUUUGUCGCUUCUCGCAAGCCAUCGUCACGAAGAUGAGGGAUGCGUUCGAGCAGCUACUAGAUCAGCUCAACCCGCCGGUGACUGCUAUCGUCGCUGAUGUUGAGCUGGUGUGGCCAACCUCCGUUGCACAUAAGAGGAAUAUACCCGUGGCUCUGUUGUGGACGAUGUCGGCGUCAUUCUUCUGCACGUAUCUUCAGCUGGAUUACAUGUUGGCCUCUGGCCGGCGCUUGGCGGCUGAUCUUUUGGACGAGGAAGCUGAUGAGCACAUAUCUUCGUCACAGCUCACUGAUGUUCGAAAACUACUUCAAGAAUUGGAUCCCACAGUUUUGAAGAUUGGCUUGGGUUGCAUUUCAGAAAUAGCCAAAACAGAUUAUCUCUUGCUCAACACUACUCAAGAGCUAGAAUCUGAGCAAAUAAAUUAUAUAAAAUCUAAAUUCUCAUUUCAUCUCUAUCCUGUAGGCCCUGCCAUACCGUUUCUGGAACUUGAACCUUCGAGUGAUUCUUCAACGACCGACUCUGACCAUAUAAUAAAGUGGCUGGAUUUUCAGCCGAAUAUGUCAGUCUUGUACAUAUCUGUGGGCAGCUUCCUCUCAAUGUCUCGUCCCCAGAUGGAAGAACUUGCUUCAGCCUUGAAAGGCAGUGGGAUUCGUUUUCUGUGGGCGUGUCGUUCAGAGGCCGAGUGGCUGAGAGAGAAAUGUGGGGAUAAGGGACUGGUGGUGCCAUGGUGUGACCAGUUGAAAGUGUUGUGCCAUGGUUCUAUAGUGGGGUUUUGGAGCCAUGGUGGAUGGAAUUCAACUGUGGAAGCUUGCUUUGCUGCCGUGCCAAUCUUGGGAUUUCCAAUAUUUCUGGAUCAGUUCUCGAAUUGCCGGCAUAUUGCAGAAGAGUGGAAGAAUGGAUGGAAGGUGGGUGGUGAGAGAUCAGAGAGCUUUGUAACAAAAGAAGAAAUAGUGCAAGUGCUUGAGAUGGUGAUGGAUCUUGAGAGCAAAGAAGGAAAAAAGAUAAGAGACAAGGCAAAAGAACUCAAGCCCUUGUUUCGGGGAGCGAUUGCCAAAGGUGGUUCCUUUAACAUGAACCUUGAUGCUUUUGUCCAAGACAUUUUAGAUGUUCAUGGCGAUUUGAGUCCUGUGGAAAAGCCUUAGACCUUUUUUGCAUAUAUACAAUGUGUAUGGUAAAUUGAUAACUGGUGUAAUAAAGCCGUAUUGGUAAUAAAAAUUUGUAUUUCUGGU
Prosopis cineraria is the source of this 1556-nucleotide messenger RNA. RefSeq names its product UDP-glycosyltransferase 87A2-like. The coding region runs from base 90 to 1469 and encodes 459 amino acids. Gene Ontology annotation, molecular function: UDP-glycosyltransferase activity. NCBI's taxonomy places the organism in Eukaryota, Viridiplantae, Streptophyta, Magnoliopsida, Fabales, Fabaceae. The record is from RefSeq and is a predicted model, not a curated record. The transcript has 2 exons.